GGCGGCGGCGGCGGCGGCGUGUGCGCCCCUCUCCUCUCCUCUCCCCCGCCCCCCUCGCGAUUUAUUUACCUGCCCGCUUUACCAGAAAGGCUUCCUUUCCGCGCGAUUAAAAGGGAGCCAGGGGAGCGCCGCGCGCGGUACAAGUAGCAGAGCCCAUCCCGCCGUCCGCGUGGGGCUGGCGGCGGCGGCGGAUUAGGAGGCGGGGCGCCGCCGGAGAUGUGAGAGGCUGCCCGCGUUGACAUGGCGGCGGCUGUGGCGGCGGGCGGCGAGGCCGCGGCGGCGGCGGCGAAGAAGCGGGCGGCGUCGCGGAGCUGGAUCCUGUUCGACGCGGCGGGGGAGGAGCGGGAGCUCGACGCCGACAAGUACGCCAUCAUGCACCGCGUCGACAUCAACGCGCGCGACCUGCGCAUCCUCGACCCGCUGCUCUCCUACCCCUCCACCAUCCUCGGCCGCGAGCGCGCCAUCGUGCUCAAUCUCGAGCAUAUAAAGGCGAUUGUUACUUCUGAAGAGGUUUUGCUCAGGGAUCCUUCAGACGAAGAUGUUAUUCCUGUUGUAGAGGAGCUCCGCAGACGACUAGCACCUUCAAUUGCUGCUCAGCAUAAUGGAAAGGAUAAUUUAAGUGGCCAGCAGGAUGUGGAAGCUGCUGAAGAAGAUGAAUCUCCCUUUGAGUUCCGUGCACUUGAGGUUACUUUGGAAGCAAUCUGCAGCUUUCUUGAUGCGCGCACUACUGAGCUGGAGACUGAUGCUUACCCAGCUCUGGAUGAACUGACAUCCAAGAUUAGUAGCCGCAACUUGGACAGGGUACGGAAGUUAAAAAGUGGCAUGACAAGAUUGACUGCAAGGGUUCAGAAGGUGAGAGAUGAGCUUGAACAAUUAUUGGAUGAUGACGAUGACAUGGCUGAUCUUUACUUGUCUAGAAAGUUGGCUGGGGCAUCAUCCCCUGUCAGUGGUUCCGGUGGACCAAAUUGGUUCCCAGCUUCCCCAACUAUUGGUUCAAAAAUAUCAAGAGCUAGUAGAGCCAGUGCAGCAACUAUACAUGGAAAUGAGAAUGAUGUGGAAGAGCUGGAGAUGUUGCUGGAGGCAUAUUUCAUGCAGAUAGAUGGCACAUUAAACAAAUUAACAACGCUGAGAGAGUAUAUUGAUGAUACGGAAGAUUAUAUUAACAUUCAGCUUGAUAAUCACCGUAAUCAGUUGAUUCAGCUUGAGCUAUUCUUGAGUUCUGGGACCGUCUGCUUGUCACUUUACUCAUUGGUUGCUGGAGUCUUUGGUAUGAACAUACCUUACACCUGGAACGACGGCCAUGGAUAUGUCUUCAAAUGGGUGGUUAUUGUAUCAGGGCUGUUUUGUGCUUUCAUGUUCGUCACGAUUGUCGCUUAUGCUCGGCACAAGGGCCUUGUUGGGUCCUGAAUAGCUGGAAUAACCGCAUUACUCGCUUCCUUCAACUGUAAAUUUUGAGCUAGAGCAACAACUUUGCGGAUGAUUCAUCUCUUGUACCAAAAUUCAUUAGUAUGGAAUUAGGGAUGAUGAAAUAGAACAAUAAAUAGAAAAGAAAUAGAAAUUCCGAAGGUA
Hordeum vulgare subsp. vulgare (domesticated barley) is the source of this 1569-nucleotide messenger RNA. Its product is annotated as magnesium transporter MRS2-I. NCBI's taxonomy places the organism in Eukaryota, Viridiplantae, Streptophyta, Magnoliopsida, Poales, Poaceae. Gene Ontology annotation, cellular component: membrane. Gene Ontology annotation, molecular function: magnesium ion transmembrane transporter activity. The record is from RefSeq and is a predicted model, not a curated record. Bases 241 to 1407 code for a protein of 388 amino acids. The transcript is spliced from 11 exons. Gene Ontology annotation, biological process: transmembrane transport; magnesium ion transport.